Molecule: messenger RNA, 2222 nt
Organism: Micropterus salmoides (largemouth bass)
Lineage: Eukaryota; Metazoa; Chordata; Actinopteri; Centrarchiformes; Centrarchidae
Gene: gpat3
Product: glycerol-3-phosphate acyltransferase 3
Exons: 13
Coding region: 173-1522 (449 amino acids)
Biological process (GO): triglyceride biosynthetic process
Cellular component (GO): endoplasmic reticulum
Molecular function (GO): glycerol-3-phosphate O-acyltransferase activity
Source: RefSeq, a predicted model, not a curated record
GCGCAGUCCGGCAGCAGGAGGCUCCCGGAGGGGGCGCGUCUAAAACGGCCCAGUGAGCUCCGACUUCACGGUGCGAGACUUUCUUUGUUACUGCAGGACGUCUGCGGCUGCGACUCCCUCUCCGACUCCUCCCAGAUGAUGAUUUGACCUCAGGCUUCCUCAGCUGUCGGUGAUGGAGGACCUGUGGUGUGUGGCUGUCGGUGUGUUCCAGGUGUGGGUGUUUGUGGUGGUGUUCCUCAUCAUGCUGCCCGCCAUGUUCGGCCUCUCUCUGGGCGUCACCGGGGUCUACAUCCAGAUCCUGGUCAAAAUCCUGCAGUGGGCCACGUUACGAAUCCAGAGGGGUCGGCAGGAGCAGCCCAGCGUCCCUGUGCCUCUGCCCAAAGGCAUCAUUGAGCGAGCGGGGGGCUCGAUGGAGGAGGAGAUGGGGCAGAGCUCCCGGUCCCUGGCGGGGGGGGAGUUUGCUCUGAGCGACGCCUUCUACUUCUACAAGAAAGGUCUGGAGAGCAUCGUGGACGACCAGGUGACGCAGCGCUUCUCCUCCGAGGAGCUCGCCUCCUGGAACCUCCUCACCCGGACCAACCAGAACUUCCGCUACAUCAGCCUCCGCCUCACCGUCAUCUGGGGCCUCGGCGUCUUCGUGCGCUACUGCGUCCUCUUCCCUCUCAGGAUCACUCUGGCGAUCAUCGGCCUCACGUGGCUCGUCAUCGGAACGAUUCUGGUGGGAUUUCUGCCUGAGAGCAGUGCAAAGAACUGGCUGAGCGAGCUGGUGCAUCUGACCUGCUACAGGAUCUGUGCCAGAGGACUGUCAGCCACCAUCCAGUACCACAACAGAGAAAAUAAGCCUCAGAAAGGAGGAAUCUGUGUUGCAAAUCACACCUCGCCGAUCGAUAUUGUGAUUCUGGCCAAUGACGGCUGCUACGCCAUGGUGGGCCAAAUUCACGGAGGUCUAUUGGGGGUCAUUCAGAGGGCGAUAGUGAGGGCGUGUCCUCACGUUUGGUUCGAGAGGUCAGAGAUGAAAGACCGCCACGCUGUGACGAGCAGGCUGAGAGCUCACGUCGCAGCGAAGACCAAACUUCCCAUCCUGAUAUUUCCUGAAGGAACCUGCAUCAACAACACCUCAGUCAUGAUGUUCAAGAAGGGAAGCUUUGAAAUCGGGGGAACAAUUUACCCCGUCACAAUCAAGUACGACCCUCGGUUUGGCGACGCUUUCUGGAACAGCGCCAAAUACAACAUGGUCAGUUACCUGCUGCGGAUGAUGACCAGCUGGGCCAUCGUGGUCAAUGUGUGGUACCUCCCUCCCAUGAGCCGACAGGACGGUGAGGAUGCAGCUCAGUUUGCCAACAGAGUGAAAUCUGCCAUCGCUCAUCAGGGAGGCCUGCUGGACCUGGCAUGGGACGGAGGACUGAAAAGACAGAAAGUGAAGGAUUCGUAUAAGCAGGAGCAGCAGAAGAUGUACAGCAGCAUCAUUGUUGGACAGAACGGCUCUCUGAGAGCUUGUAGUGAAAACACAGAGGAGCAGUGAUGCCGGACUCUGAUGAUCGUUAGCUACCCACUGAAAUGUGAACUGGAUGUGUGUUCAGAAAGCAGAACCUCCAGGAGACCUUAAACACAGAAGAUCACUGUGAAAGUCUUAUUGCACAGUUUUUAUCUAAAGUCUGACUCCAGCGCUGAGAGUGUAGGAGUGUAUUUCCACCAGCAGGAGGCAGCACAGGACCACCAAUCCUGUUUAUCCUCCUCCUCCUGGCUCACUGCUGAAGACUGUUACAAGAUGUUUUCACACAGAGCUGUGUGCUGAACUGAAAACCAAACGCUGACCACAUGCUGUAUGAGCAAAUGUUUUAAAUGUUUAUAUUUUUUAAACCACAUGUAUUUUCUUGCUCUUUUACCUGCGAAUCUCUGUUGACAUAAAAAAAUAUUACUCACAAAAAAAAAUCAUCUGCAAGCACAUUUAUGUUCACAUCACGUUUGUGUAUUUUUGUUAUUUUAUUUUUUACUGAUGCGGUAUAAACUGACAGACUGUUAUCACAUGAGCGCAGCAUAGUUAGAGCGAGCUGUGCAGGAUAAGAUGCAGCGUGCAGAAGGUGGUACAUGUUGCAUGUUGUGAAAAAUAAGUGAAGGCAAAGAUCAAAUAGAAAGUAAAUAAGAGAGAAAACAUGAAGAAAAAGAACAAUGGGAGGUGAAGACAAACCUUUAAAUGAAUCAAUAAAAUCAAUCGUGGCCUA